AGGAGGGAGCUCUGCUUUAGUUUUUCCUCCUCCUCCCUCUUACGCCUCCUCCCCCUCCUCUUCUUAUCAGUAAGUGUGCGGUGGAGAGACAGAGAGGGGAUCAGUGGGCGAGUGGACCAAGGAUUAACAACUUUGACCGUGGACAUGGGGGAAGAGGGAAAAGGAAAUAGACCAGGAAUGAGAGAAAAGAAGUGAAGAAGCUGCCAAAUAAAGAGCAAAAGAAUAAAAGAGAGAAGUUAGGAUCUGAAAAAGGAGUAAGAGAGCGCCCGGAGCGAGGGCUGCGUGAGCACUUGUUCCUGGAUUUGGGUGGACUCUGCUAAAAAGACUUGACCAGCACAGCCAUCAUGUACAGUGGAUAUGGAGGGAGUCCAUCCCGAACCCUCUCCACCAUGUCGCUGUCUGUUCGCCCCACCAGGCGCCUCACCUCCAGAUCCAUCACUAGGAGCCAGAGCUUCACUGGAGUCAACACUUACGACAAGGCCUACAGGAACCUCUCAGUGUUCAGCACUCCAGGUCUGAGCAGGAAACCCAGCAGAGCCAGCAGGAUGUUCAACACGUCCAACAAGUCCAACCCACCACCCAAAGUUCCUCAACCAGAGCGCCUAGACCAGGUCUACGAGGCGCUGAAGAAGGGCCUCCAGUCUUACCUCCAGGUUUAUCAAACAGACCUGGACGGCCUCAGCAGACAGAUGAAAGAAUCCAAGAGGAACUCCAGACUGGGUUUCCUGUAUGAACUGGACAAGCAAGUGAAGGUGACUGAGAGGUACAUUCGACGCCUGGAAUUUCAUCUCAGCAAGAUUGAGGAGCUAUAUGAAGCGUACUGCCUGCAGAGGAGGCUCAGGGAUGGAGCCAACAAGAUGGUGAAGGCGUUCACGGCCUCUCCGGUCAGCAAGGAGGCCAAGGAGAGUUUAACAGAAGCCAACAAAGGAUACAAAGAGUACACAGAGAACAUGUGUGUGUUGGAGAAUGAGUUGGAGAACCAGCUGGGGGAGUUUCAUAUUAAGAUGAAAGGUCUGGCUGGAUUUGCAAGACUGUGUGCUGGUGACCAGUAUGAGAUCUUUAUGAGGUACGGUCGGCAGCGGUGGAAGCUCCGGGGCAGAAUAGAACUCAAUGGCAAGCAGGUGUGGGACAGUGAAGAGAUGGUGUUCAUGCCUCUCAUCAGCGAGUUCCUCUGUGUGAAGGUGACAGAGCUGAAGAGCUUAGCCAAUCACGUGGUAGUAGGAAAUGUUUCCUGUGAGACGAAGGACCUUUUUGCUGCGCUGCCGCAGACUGUUGCUGUGGAUAUAAACGACCUUGGGACUAUCAAGCUGAGCCUGGAAGUCUGCUGGAAUCCGUUUGAUAAAGACGACCAGGGCUCAGUGGCAAGCAGCGUCAACAAAGCUCCAAGCGUCAAUAAGAGAUUCUCAACCAUCUUCAACCAGAGUCCACCUGACACGCCGUCCUUACGAGAACAAGCCUUCUAUAACAUGCUCCGCCGUCAUGAAGAGUUGGAGAACGGAACAGCCUGGUCAAAUUCAUCGGAGUCCUCUGAUGACUCCUCCAGUCCUCAGCUAACUGUAGGAGGGCUACGCGACAGCACACAUCACAAGGGGGUAGUGGUGACACCAGAAGUCCAGCCUGCUGUAACUGGAAGUUCUUACCCACAGCCUGAAAUCUCGUUCUGCCUUCGAGACUCCUCCACCUCAACUCCGAUCUCCACCAACAGAGUUAGUGCAGCCGCCGAGAUCGCCAACAAACACCGCACAGACAGCGACAGGCGAGAAGAGAAGGUGACAGUCACUGUGAGGACAAAACCUACCAGUGAGGAGGGCGAGGCAGGACGACAGUCUCCCAUAGAAACAGAGGAUGGAGUAGCCACAAUAAGCCUCACCUCUCGUAACUACUCGCGCUCUCUGAGCCACAUUAGUGAGAGCAGUGCUGAUGGUAUUGUGUUGACUGACAGGUCAGCAGGUGAAUCAGGGGAGGUGAUGUCUUUGGCCUCUGUGCUCUCUGUCAAUGACAUUGAGAUGGAGAUGAACAGCAGAACUUCAGAGAAGCCCAGCUCUUCUGCCACAGACACUGAAACAUCACCGCAGAGACUUAUUGCUGUCCAUGAAGACAAGUCAGCUGACAAUGUAGCAGAUCAACAUCUGGAAGAUGCAUCCAGCUCUCUCCUAACUCCCUCCUCUUCCAGCUCAGGAGGAGAGGACUCUACCACUCCAUCGCAAACAGACACAGACUCACACACAAAGUGCAACACACUGCCGGAGAGCACAGAUGUAACAUAUGUCGCCCAGCUGGUGGCGGUGGAGGAGGAGAUUUCAGGUGCAGGGGAGAGUGAGAGUCCUGUGGACAGCGGGCUGGAGGAGGCUCUGGCAGCUGUAGUUUCCUCUCUGGAUGAUUACAGAGGACAGUUCCCCGAGUUACAAAUACUGGAACAAGAGCUGAAGCUCCUGCAGGUUACACUGAAGGGUGGUAAGCACAGCCGUUCCCCCAGCGUGGUCAGCCUCACGGUGGAAACAGCUCUGGGAAGCUUUGACUUCCUCAACACGUCUGACUGGGAGGAGGAAGAAGAGGAAAAGAGCGACAAGAGGAGUAGGAACGGGAGGUCUCUGCAGGACAGAGGCCGGGACAGUCCCUCCUCCCCUUCCACCCCUCUCACAACAGGCUGUAUGACUCUAGACUGCUCCCUGGUGGUCCAUCUGAAGAACUGCUGCACACAGCUCCUGCGUUUGGGUACGUUUGGUCCUCUGCGCUGUGGAGAAAUGUACGCCUUAGACCGACUGCUGAGAGAGGCUCGAGUCCUUGAAAUCAUCCGUCGCGCCACCAAGGACAACCCGCGGGACCUGAGACAGCCGAAUGAAGUGAUACCACAGCUUGACCUGUGUCUGGGCGCUGUGUUACUAUGGCAACAGUGUGUGGGUCAGGGCAGCGUGUACAGGGUCUCUGCGGAGAGCUUCCUCUCUGCGUUGUCCACCCUUUACUCCAACAACCUGCCUCAGAGGGCCAGCAGCAUGGCAGACACAGUGUUCCUGUGUAUGGCUGAGCGGGUGCUGGAUCAGAGGUUACCACGGCGAGAAGGCAUCAGAGCAAGUGUGACGGUGACACUGUUCCAGCUGUGGAGUUACCUGGAGGCCAACAGCAUCACAGACAUAGAGACACACGUCAAUGAGUUGGCAGAAGAAGUGUGGCUGGUGCAGAGCUUGGCGUCAUGUGAGCCAGAUGUCAUUGUGCACGCUCUGCGGCAACCUGCAUCAUGCAGUCUGAGGAGGGAGGGACUUCACGCCGUGGCCAAAUUACUGAAAGACCCUCGAGGAAAAGUAUCAGCAUCUGCCAGCUCUGUGCUGAGAAGCCUGAAUACACAGCCCAGACAGAGAGAGCAGGCGCUGGUCAUUUGUUUGGAGCUGCUGGAAGACGACAGUGUGCACACCAGAGUCUGUGGAUGUAAAGCCUUAGCAUGUCUCAAGGCCAAAGAAAGCAUCGAUCAGUUAGUGUAUCUGUGUCGGACGGACAAAGAGGAAGUCCGAGAAGCUGCCAAACAGACUCUGCUGGUGCUUGGCGAGGAGGGGAAGAUGGCGCACAGACAUGUGGAGACGUCUCAGGACAGUUUACCCAGACUCUUCGCCCCAGGAAGCAUGGCCAGCACAGCUUUCUAACACCACACACACACACACACACACACACACACACACACACACACACACACACACACACAUACAAGCGCUUGCAAACACUGUGUGGGAAUAGGACCACUAAGUCUCCAAUACAUUAUGAAUGUUGUGCUUUGACACAUGUUGUGAUAAUAUACACUAUGCUGUUCUUCUACCCCAUUAUCACCACUAAUAGUAUACAUCAAUUCAGAGGGUUUACCUUAAUACUGACAUGACAGACAGAAACUGUACUUUGGGGUACUUCUGAUCUUUUUAAACCUAGGCCUGAGUGAAGAACACAAACAAACUGGCAGAUUGGACAAUUCUUGACCAGAAACUCCAGUGUUCUGUACGGCAAAAUUUAAAUUUUUGUCACUGGAGUUUGAUCACUGUGAAGUGAGUAAUGUAAGCCAAUGAAAAAAUUAAGAAGCAUCUUGCUUUGUAAGGAAAAAGGAGCAGGUGUAGAGAUAACAUUGCAGACAUUUCAGCUCAUUUUAUAACUGCUGGCUGAAGCACUCCACCGGAGCAGAACUUUUUUUUAUACCUGUCAGCAUUUAGAGAAGAAAAUAUGUUUAAAUAAAAUAGGAUGGCCAAGGAUUUAAAAAAAUCUUAACUCCUUAUUAACACUGGGCACAUUUGUUUCCAUCAAUAAGCUAUGAACACAUGUUAUAUAUCAGCCUGUGCUAACAAAUCAGUUGGACUUAUAGGGACGAAUGCACACUAGGAGCAGGCUUUAAUGAAAGAAUGUAAAGAGGAAGCUGCAGGAGGAUGAAACGGAUACUGAGGGAUGAAGGGGACAAGGAGGAACGUGUCUGUGUGGCCCUGAGGCAUUUCAUAAACACAUUACCAGACAGACUGUGCCGUUGCAGUUCUGUCUUUUCUUAGACACAGACACAUUAUUAUGAAGAAAGCUAUGUAAAAUCAUUUUUUAAAAUAAUUUUAAUUACACAACCUUCUAAGUGCCCUAACAUGUACAAAAUGUUGAGUUUCUUGUAUUUUAAUUUAUUUUUUACCUUUAAGUCUCUAUGGUUUUUGAGUUGUUAUGUGGCGAACCAGUCAGCACACACACUCUCCGAUCAGAUAAUGCUACCCCUGUCAUUCAUUCUCUUAGGGGCCCCUGCUGUCUCUAGAUUAGGAUAAAAGAUGUUUAUCCUGCUGCAGGGUGACAUCUUGGUCCUUGAAGUGACAUGCCUAACAGACAAUUCUGCCUUUACUUCACCUAAUUGUUUUUUAGAUUUGACUUGUUUUUUAAAGAUAUUUAAGCUUUCUAUUGUUGUUCAUCUGUGUCCAGGCCAAUGUAGCCUCGAUCGGGGGAACGCAGAGAAAUGGUUCAGAAAUAAAAUAUGUGCAAAGAUAAAUCAAAGCCAAAUCACAGAGAUGAUUCAUUUCUACAUGACUACUUUGGUCACUUAUUCAUUAGCGUUAGAACUGUCAGGUAGUCUCUACUCAAAGCGUUCAUGUUUGUUAACUUAAAAAGCGACGCAUGUCUCUAAUGUUGUAAAAGUGACAAAAUUCCCACUCCUCUGGUUUUUUUUUGUAGAAACACAUUUUUAGUCAAGAUGAGGCUUUAGCAGUUAGCCUUCUGGAUGUAUAGAAAAACAGCACUUCAUCUGAAAGUAUGUUUCAGUGCACAUGUGUAACUCGUUCAUGCUGAGCUGCGUGCAUGUUGCUUCACAGAGUAGGUUGUAUGAUAAAGCUGUGUGUAGCAGGGCUUCACUGUGUUACUCAGGAGGAGACAUUAGAGGUUAUUAAGGGAGGAAACCCUGCAGGACACUUUACAUUCAAACAUCUGCUGUCAACGACACACUUACACAUAAAACUGAACCCAAACCAGCACCUCUGCUGCUACUUGCGUGUUAACUGUGAAUAGUCUUCCACUCCGUUAUCUGUCUCGCAGGCCUUUCAGUUGAAUGUUGUCAGUUAAUUUGGCAACAGAUUAAAAAUGAAGAGAAGUAAUACUCACACUGUAGAUCUACAUAAAGAUUAUUUAAAGCUUUUUAAGUUGCAUCUGAACAGAAAAUGGUUCAAUCAAUUCAGUGCCAUUACUUUACUUAUCUGCUUCUUUAUGGAAAUUCAUUUAAUAUGACUUCAUGCCACUGGAAUGUAUUAUUUUCAAAUUGUAAAUUGCUUUAUCUUAGCAAAGUUUUGAUUUGUAAAUGUAUUCUAUGUUUUACAAGAUGCAUUUUUACUAUUACAAUGAUUAUUUUUAGCAUGAUGAAUUCAGUGAUUGACACUACUCUCUGUCACGGGUCUGCUGUUAAUGGAGGGCGUUCUGUAAAGAGUUACUGAGUAUUUGUGAAACUGUCAUGGACUGCAGCUGAUGAAAUUAUCUUUUGGGAAGGCCACAAAAGAUCCCAGAGUACAGAUCAAUCAUGACUUUCCUUUACAUCACUUUCAAAUAACAGUUUGAUCCUGAAAGCUCGUAGAGAGAAUAAUGACUACUGUUUCUUUGUUGUGUAAGUUUAAGCAUCCUUAUACAAGAAAAACAGGGACGACACUGUAAUACUACUGGAUUGAAUAUCCCAUAUAUCUAAUCCAGAUGUGGAAUCAUAAAUGAUUGAAGGACAACACCUGUGUCUUUAAAACUCGGCUGACCAUUUCCAGAAGUAACCGGCUUGAAUCCACUAACAUCAAAUUGAAGACUCGAUUUUGUAACUUUUUUGUGUGACUAUAAAUCGUUAUUACAAAAUCUCAUCACUUUGAGAUAUUCUACGUUUUUACAAGUUGCUACGUAAUAUUUAAGGCACAAGGAGGCAAACGUUUCAGUUGAGUAAAUUAAACUGUUUAAAAAAAGAGUAAUGAGGUCAGACAUGAAUAAAUAAUGCAGAUGUCAAAUUUUACAUUUCAAGAAUAAAGGUGUAGUUUCAGUUUAAGUGAAACUGUUUUUGUUUUUUUAUCAAAGAAAGGAUUUUUGAAUAUUAAAACUUCACUUUUUAGACACUAAAUCUCCUAAUGCUCUUCAGUAUGUUCCCACUCUAAAGCUCAUUUAUUAUUUUGUUUUUAUAUUACCUGUUUUUAGAAAGAAGGUUCAACAAACUCUCAGUCUAACCCUGAGCUCUGAGUUGAUUUAUCCUCAGGUGGGAAACUCUGAGAUUUCGGUUCCAGAACAGCUGAUUUAAGUUUGUUAAAUCAACUCUGAGUAGGUCCACUCUGUGUUCAGGCCGUGCACCAUGAGGAUAAAAAGCCAACAUUAAUGGAGCUCCUAUACUACGAUUCACCAAAGAGAUCCUCGAACUUUAACCAUCUCGAAAUAAUAUUAAAACUACCUGGGUUUUUAUUCAGUAAAACGCGCGUGAUACAGACUGAAUGAAUGAGGAAGUGAAACCGCAUUUCUGACUAUGAAAGAGGGAGGAGACAGGGAAGAACACGGGGUUUGUUGAAGAAAACCUGCUCCCGACCAGGUUGCGUUAACAGACUCCGUUACCAUAGUAACUGACCCAGAGCUAAAGUUACCUCCCUCUAUGGAACGGGCUAUAGUGACCUCUCUUUCUGAAACGUAAAACCCAGAGUUUCCCUCAUUUCAAGGUUAACUGACUCAGUGUUUACACUAAACCUGCUUUCUGAAACGGGGCCCCUGGAUGAUCGCCGUAAACUCAAGCCAGUUUUAUAUCUCUUUAACUUGACGGUGAAACUGUAUAAAAACAGAAUAUUGGGAAAUGGUCAGCAUGAAUCCAAGAUAGUUUUAUUUUUUUAUAAAGGGUAAAAGAAAAGAUGCUAAAACACAAUGCUUUAUGUUGAAAUCACAGGUAAAAAGCACCAAACAUUUUGCACUUCUCCACAGUCAGAAUCUGUAAUCAUAUGGCAAAAUGCCCAGCCCCUUUUGUUUCUGUUUAUUAUAAUUGAGUUUCAUCAGAUUCACAGAGACACUGCCGACAGUAACGUUGGCCCUCUGCCUUUUUCAUUUCCUGAGCACAGUGACUGUCAGGUCAUCUCUCCAGAAUGACAGUAUUUGUUAUUCCACUGAUAUCACCACAUACAGUCAUGCUCCAGCCUCAUUCAGUAUACUGAUAGCUUUCAACACAAUGGAUCAAUGUAAACACAGUUACAGUGAAAAGAAAAACAGAAAUGUGUAACUCACCAAUUGCUAUUGUUUUGCAUGCUAGCAGUGGGGCUCCACUGAUGACAGUGUCGGCCGUGAACCACUCAUUGUAAUAACUAUGGUGACAACCUGUCUUUUACUCCAGUGCCACCAUCAGGCCAAAUUUCAUCUUUUGUAUUAAUAAAUACCUGCAAAACUAAUGCAUGUAUAUAAGAAGUGGGCAUGGCCACUUUGACCACAGGCACUGGUUUGUGGAUUCAUUUUUGAAGCCUCCAUUUUGGUAUUUUAAUUGUCGCCAUCUUGUUUUUCAGAGUCAGAAGUGAUCAUAUUUACUAAAAGAGGGGGGAAUUGCUAUUGCAAUUGUGGAGACACAAGCAUUCAUCUAAAAGUGCUGUACCUCACAGGUAGCAUGGCUGUAGUUGUUAUAUCUUCAGUUGACCGUCCUUUGUACCACUGACACUCAGUUAUUUUAUGUAACAACAGUGUGCUCCAACAUCAAACCACAAUGGAUCAUUUUCAGUCUGACUACUGAUGGUUUUGCUGUACCUCAUUUGAUCUUUUUUCUCUUCACCUUAACAUGCUACAAACAGUUGUAACCAGUGUAGAAAUGCAAUCACAAUGUGCCAUGCCUUUUACGUCCCUUUAACUGACUGAGAUGUUCUUGGUAACACUAAACUGUAUUGAUGAUGUACUUCUGAAAACUAACUAAUCCGUGCUUGUAAGGAUGUGACCACUCGUACAGAGGAUUCAUGCUUUAAAAAAAAGUUUGUGUAAUGAGGAGAGGGAAUGUUUUAAUCAAAGUCACUCUUACAAAGCGUAUGGGCAAAACUAACGUCUUUGCAUGAAGUCUGCGCUCAUCCCCCCCGCCCUUUAUAGGGGUGAAUCUUGGAUCAGAAGUAUUUUUAACACGUUGCCCUUAUCCUCUACAGAAGGCAACAGUGAAUGGAAUUUAUUGAUAUGAGGGUUCAUCAGACAACUAGUAAAUUAAACUGUUUAAUUUGGAUGUUUAGUUAUUUUAUACAGCAUAUAAUGAGCAGCAGAAGCUGCAUUGUUACUGGAAUCACAAUGUUGGACUCAUGUCACAUGUCGGAACUCAAUAUUUGUUUCAAUAAUGGCUAUCACUGUAUUCAUUGCAUAGUGUAUAGGAAAGCAGAAAUCUAAAGCUUUACCUCUGCAUCCAAUAAGCAUCCCAGUGUUUAAGUGCCUCAAGCUUUGAUAGUAACAUAGAUGCAAUAAGACAUAAAUGAGAUGCUUUAUUUAAGAAUGAAGAGAGUGUGAAGCAGUGGAAAGCACUGCAGCACAGUAUAUUUUUUCCACAAUAUUGAUCAAGUGUGCAGCAUUGGAAACUAAAUGUUCUAUUAUUUUUUGUUUCUUUGCUAAGAUAUAUUUCCAGGAAUUCUGGUGUCAAAUAUAUGCAAACUAUUAAAAAAAAAUGUUUAAAGAUU
Messenger RNA from Labrus mixtus (cuckoo wrasse), 9113 nucleotides. RefSeq names its product RHO family interacting cell polarization regulator 1 (gene ripor1). NCBI's taxonomy places the organism in Eukaryota, Metazoa, Chordata, Actinopteri, Labriformes, Labridae. The transcript is spliced from 24 exons. The coding region runs from base 345 to 3635 and encodes 1096 amino acids. The record is from RefSeq and is a predicted model, not a curated record.